AGCCUCAAGCAGCCGUCCUUGACAUCCGGUGGAGCCUUCUGUGAACAUACUGGCGGGAGUGGGUAUUUAUCCUCUCGUAAUUAAAUAGUAAAGCCGAUUUUAGGAAUCUUUCGAACUUUGUUUUGCAGUUUAAUUCUUCAAUGAAAAGCUUUCUGAGUCAAACCUACCAGAUAGAUUCCUUAAUUGCAUUAAGAAAGCAGUUGCGUGUGUAACUACACCCGAGACUCAUUUUAACAGCGAUCAACGACAAUAAAUGCCCACAGCUGGCUGUCUAGCUAACACUACUCAGACCCUCGACCCAUGCAGUUAAACAUAAUAAACCCUGUCGGCGUAAAGUUAGCAAGUUAAUUUGCGGUAAAAGUAUUUGGCGUUUCCGGGAUCAAAAGGAACUAGACCUGAAAAUUUGGAGGGACAUUUAACUUGCCACCAUUCGAAGAUAGCUGGUUUGCUAGCUAGCUAUUUUGUAACAGUUCGUCGGUCUGCUGGUCGCAGCUGUAAUGGCGAAGGUACAAGUGCUAAACGUUGCGGUUCUGGAUAAUCCGAGUCCUUUUGGAAACCCCUUCCAGUUCGAGAUCACGUUCGAGUGCAUGGAAGAUCUGCCCGAAGAUUUGGAGUGGAAGAUCAUUUACGUGGGUUCGGCAGAGAGCGAGGAGUACGAUCAGACUCUGGACUCCGUCCUCGUGGGUCCGGUUCCUGCUGGAAGGCAUAUGUUUGUGUUUCAGGCAGACGCGCCAAACACAGCGUUGAUCCCGGAGAGCGACGCGGUGGGCGUGACCGUAGUGCUGAUCACCUGCACCUAUCGCAGGCAGGAGUUCAUUCGCAUCGGUUACUACGUCAACAACGAGUACACGGAACCCGAGCUGCGGGAGAACCCGCCCAUCAAACCGGAUUACGCACAGCUCCAGAGGAACAUACUGGCAUCCAACCCACGUGUCACACGUUUCCACAUCAACUGGGAAGGCUGCCCUGAGAGGAUGGAGGACUCUGAGAAUGUGGACCCCGCCCCCAACACCAUGCUUCCCCCCUCUUGCCCUCCUGGCAAAGCCCCAUCCUUAAACCUGAUGCCCGAUAACUCUAUGGACUGUUUAUAGGAAAACAUCUGCCAACACAACUAGGCAUGCACAGGCACAACAUCUAUGUGCCCACACACACCCUACACAGCCAUGCAGACACACAAGCACUCUCACACAAUUGCAGCACUUAACAUUCUGUGGCUUUAAAGCCCUGUCUGUCAUCAGGUUGGUGGGGCCUGGUCCUCCAUACCUGCAGGGGGCAGAGCCCUCCACAGAGGAUAGAAUCUGGACUACAGCCUAAUGCAUCUGCUGUCAGUACACACAGUAAUUUGAUUCCUUUCAGUGAAUUGAGCCCAUUUUUCUAUUUUAAGAAGAAAGUCUAAAGCUUUUAUUUUGUUUAAUUUACUGUAAUUGUAGGAAGAUCCCAAAUGAAGGAUUACGAUGAAUGGGUGUCUGUGUGUCUGUCUGCCUGCCUGCCUGCCUGUGUUAAUUCACCAGCCACAACCCAAACAAUCAUGGGUUAACUCUUUCCAACCUAUCUGUAAUAAUCAGUGGUCAAGUCGACCGUUGAAUUGCAGUUUGUCUGCUUUUUACUGAUUGGAUCGCCAGGCCGUGCAGCGGUAGGGGAAGUAAGCUGUGUGCAUUGUGGGAUAGGCAUCUGUACACUGAAUGGGGGGGGGGGGGUAUUCCAGGUGGGUUGGGUGGGGCUAGGGGAGCGUGAUGAAGGUAGGAGUUUGAACCCUCUUUCUUCUGCAACCCUCCCCUCCCUUUUUUUGGGGGGUGACCCUCAAAGGGCUUCCAUACCUGUGUUAUGUUUCUGGGUUAGUGUCGUGACACCUGGGUUCAGUGGGUCAUGCUGUUGUCAGGAGCUCAGAACCACACACCGGUGCUGGCAUUUUGGGGUUGGCUAACUGAGAACAGAUCUUUGGGGGAAGAGAUGCUUCAUUUUUUUUUUUUUUUUUUUGUGUAUUCUGUAUAUACAGACCUUUUUUGUAAUGUGCUGUAUUGUAGUGAAAAAUAAGCUUUAUAAAAUCUUAACACAAUGAAAAUAAAAUAUUUGUUUUUGUUUUAA
Molecule: messenger RNA, 2085 nt
Organism: Anguilla rostrata (American eel)
Lineage: Eukaryota; Metazoa; Chordata; Actinopteri; Anguilliformes; Anguillidae
Product: histone chaperone asf1b-A-like
Exons: 4
Coding region: 498-1091 (197 amino acids)
Biological process (GO): DNA replication-dependent chromatin assembly
Cellular component (GO): nucleus; chromatin
Molecular function (GO): histone binding
Source: RefSeq, a predicted model, not a curated record